Messenger RNA from Aureococcus anophagefferens, 1017 nucleotides. RefSeq lists its product as hypothetical. The record is from RefSeq and is a predicted model, not a curated record. The transcript has 3 exons. Gene Ontology annotation, molecular function: catalytic activity. Bases 1 to 1017 code for a protein of 338 amino acids. Lineage: Eukaryota; Pelagophyceae; Pelagomonadales; Pelagomonadaceae.
AUGCCCAAGCUCGCGGCGGGCGACGGCUGCGGUCCGAACAGAAUAUAUGAGUGGAAGGGCCUGAACACGCGCUACUACGCGCUCAACGAGGACGGCGACGGCCCGUCGGUGAUCCUCGUCCACGGCCUCUUCGUCAACGCGGACCACUGGCGCCGCAACGCGCCGGCCCUCGCGGCGGCGGGCUGCCGCGUCUUCGCCGUCGACCUGCUGGGCAACGGCUACAGCGACAAGCCGUACCCCGAGGACCCCGCGGCCCGGCACCCGCGCGCCGGGUCUCCCUACAACUUCUUCACGUGGGCCGACCAGCUCACGGACUUCGCCGAGGCCGUCGUGAAACCGCAAUCGGGCUCCUGCGCCCUCGUCUGCAACUCCAUCGGCUGCAUCUCCGGCCUCGUCGCCGCGCGCGACCGGCCGGACCUCUUCGGCUCGUGUUUAUUGGUCGCGCCGAACUUCCGCGAGCUCCACGUCGCCGAGUCGCCGGCCUUCCUCCAGCCCGCCGUGUCCUGGGUCCAGGCCCAGCUCCGCGCCAAGGGCCAGGGCCUCUUCGACGCGCUCGCCAAACCGGACACGGUCAAGAGCAUCCUCAAGGAGCCCUACGCGGACGAAAAGGCCGUCACGGACGACCUCGUCGACUGCCUCCUGACGCCGCUGCUCACGGAGGGCUCGGCGGACGUCGUCUUCGACACGCUCUCCUCGGCCGCCGGCCCGCUGCCGGAGCAGCUCCUCCAGGACGACGCGCUCGCGGCCGCGAAGAUCUGGGCCUGCGUCGGCGACCGCGACCCCUGGACGCCCAUCAAGCGCGUGGCCGCGCUGGAGAAGUACGCGCCCGUGAAGCGCGUCGACGUCCUCCGGGGCGCGGGCCACUGCCCCCACGACGAGAACCCGGCCCUCGUCAACCCCCUCAUCCUCGAGUUCCUCGGGCUGGAAACGCCGGAGGCUGAGCCCGCGGCGGCGGCCUCAGACGGGAAGAAGACGGGCGUGGGCACGCCCCUCUUCGACAAGAAGGUCCGGGCGUAA